Molecule: messenger RNA, 2072 nt
Organism: Onychostoma macrolepis
Lineage: Eukaryota; Metazoa; Chordata; Actinopteri; Cypriniformes; Cyprinidae
Gene: sh3bp5lb
Product: SH3-binding domain protein 5-like, b
Exons: 6
Coding region: 469-1866 (465 amino acids)
Biological process (GO): intracellular signal transduction; negative regulation of protein tyrosine kinase activity
Cellular component (GO): cytoplasm
Molecular function (GO): protein kinase inhibitor activity
Source: RefSeq, a predicted model, not a curated record
ACAAGGCGAAAACUUUGGAACGGUUUCCAUGGAAAAUGUUUGUAAUGAUCACUCUGGACCAAAACAAAGAGGCAGUUAGAGAUGGAGAAAUAAGGAGGUUAAGAAAUAACGGAAACUAUCAACACAACCAGGGACAAAAACAGUGACCGUCUAUAUGUCAGGCUGGAGCUGUGGCUGUAUUUAUGAGCCUUGAGCAGUGCGGUGACGGUCUGGAGAGGCAGCUGUGAUUUCUGCAGUUAGCGGCGAAGCUAACGGUUCAGCUCGGGUCAUUCUGCGCCGUCAGCAUCGCUGCAUGACGCUACCGCUACAAACAACACGCCUGCGCCGUUAAAUGACUCUCAUUCACCGGUUAUGUAGCUCUUUACCGGCAAGUUCGCGGGUAAAUAUGUAUUUAUAGGCAUGGCAAACAUUUAAGCACUAAUAUAUUGUGAUUUAUAAGAACAAAACGGGUCAUUCUGAAGGCCGCGGAUGGAACCGGGGCGUCAGCGUGAGAACCCCCCCGGAUCCGGGGAGCCUGAGUCAGGGGAGUGGAGAGAGGAGAGCGCCGCGGUGGAGACCGAGGAGAGGGACGACACCCUGAAAAACAGAAGCGGGGAUGGAGGAAACGAGGAAAUUACGAGCAAAACCGAGAACACUGUGGUGGCGGAGAAAGAUAAGGCUGAGUUUGAUGAAGAUGAGGAGCAAUAUGAGGAAGAGCUGGACCCCAGGAUUCAGGAGGAGCUGGAACACUUGAAUCAGGCCAGUGAUGAGAUCAACAGACUGGAACUACAGCUGGAUGAAGCGAGAUCCAGCUACAGGAGGAUCCUUACAGACUCGGCACGCAAACUCAACGCUCAGGGCUCUCAGCUGGGAGCCUGCAUUGAGAAAGCCAGACCUUACUACGAAGCCCGUAGACUCGCUAAAGAGGCUCAACAGGAGACCCAGAAGGCAGCGCUGAGGUACGAGAGGGCUGUCUCCAUGCACACGGCUGCCAGAGAGAUGGUUUAUGUGGCUGAGCAAGGUUUAUUGGCUGACAGGAACACAUUGGACCCUACCUGGCAAGAGAUGCUAAACCACGCCACAGCCAAGGUGAACGAGGCAGAAGAGGAGCGUUUGAGGAGCGAGAGGGAGCACCAGCGUGUCACUCAGCUUUGUCAGGAAGCAGAAGCGCGUGUGCAGACUUUGCAGAAGGCUCUUAAGAGGGUCAUUAUCAAGUCCAAGCCUUAUUUUGAGCUCAAGGCUCAGUUCAACCACAUCUUAGAGGAGCACAAGUCCAAAGUCGUCCAGCUGGAGGAACGGGUGGCAAAGGUGAAGACCCGAUAUUCUGUCGCACUCCGCAACCUUGAGCAAAUCAGCGAGCAGAUCCAUGCGCAAAGAGGGCGCAUUCGUGCCGCCAGAAAGCGCAACAGAGCCCGUGGGGGGCGGAGCUCUCCGGUGGGGGCAGAGUCUGAGGGUGUAAUCCAGGCAGGGGCAUAUGGAGGGGUGGUGGCCAAUCCUUUAAUGGAUAAUGACUGGGCCGAUCAAGAGAAAACCAGGCAGUGGGUGGAGAAACACAGGGAGGCGGGAUGGGGCCAGAGAGAGAGGGCGGAGAAGGCAGGGUCAGACUCCAUGUCAGUCAUCAGCCUGCAAACCAUAGCCUCCGACCUGGAGAAGUUCGAUUCUGUGGAGCACUUGGGCAAUAUGAGUGACGUCGGAAGUAUAAUAGGUGAGGAGAAAGAGGCGGAGAGUGAGAGAGGAUUUAGGGUCGAUGAUCGAAUAGUAGAGAGAGAGGUGGCGAACCUCUCGAGACAGGAUGCAGAGAAAGGUGCCUCAGGGACGGACAGACAGCAGAGAGAUAGAGAGCGAGAGAGCUUUGUGAAGCAGCACCACAGAAGUGUUAGUUUGUGAGAAAACAGGAAAUUUGAGUUGCCUGUUACUCCACCCCAAUCUUGGAGGGCUAAAGCUUGCCUGCAGGCUUCCAGGCGAGACUCUCAACUGACUACAAAUGAAUCAGACUGAAAACACUCUGCAUUCUCUUAAAGGGAUAGUUCUCCCAAAAAUGAAAAUUCUCUCAUUAAUUACUCACCCUCAUGUCGUUCUAAACCCGUAAGACC